Cryptomeria japonica (Japanese cedar) is the source of this 1809-nucleotide messenger RNA. Its product is annotated as ankyrin repeat-containing protein ITN1-like. The coding region runs from base 77 to 1639 and encodes 520 amino acids. Gene Ontology annotation, molecular function: protein phosphatase regulator activity; protein phosphatase 1 binding. Lineage: Eukaryota; Viridiplantae; Streptophyta; Pinopsida; Cupressales; Cupressaceae. The transcript has 4 exons. The record is from RefSeq and is a predicted model, not a curated record. Gene Ontology annotation, cellular component: plasma membrane.
CCUAAGGUCGCUGCGCUCUCUGGCUAGAAGCCAUUAAGCGGCAUUCAGAUUUAACGUGACGGAAAGUCUUUUAGAAAUGGAGAACAUAUCGGCCUUCCUUGAAGCUUGGGAAUGUCAUGAUAUUCGCCGUGCCAAAGACCUGCUCGGAGGGCUUGAUCUGUCAAGCUUAACUGAAAAAAAUUUGUUGGAAGAGCCAGCAGCAAGGCUACGGGACUCGGGUUCAAUAAACAAAAUAAAAAAGAGAGAUGGAAAAGGAGACACGGCUUUGCAUUUAGCUGUAAGGGAAGAUCACCUGAACAUGAUGAAAUGUUUGGUAGAGUUGGAUGCCAGUUUGUGUAAUUGUAGAAAUAAAGUAGGAGAAAAUCCAUUAAAAUUGGCAGUAAGUUUGGGGUUUGAAGAAGCCGUAGAGUUCUUAAUAACUCACUCUUCAAACGCCCUGCACUACAUAGUGGAGCUCAACCAAGUGAAACUUCUUCAAUAUUUAAUUCAGAAAGAGGUAAAAUUGUCAAAACUUAUCAAUCAGCCUUACCAGCCUGCGACAAAUCCUCCUGAUAAUGAAGAGGAGAAAUGUCCCACAGAUGCGUCUAGCGAUGGAGGAGACGAGCCUUCGGAAAGUGCAGACGAGAACAAAAACAAGGCUGAAGAAAAAAAUACUAGAAAUUCGAUUGCUGACGAGGCAAUUGUUGUAAUUGGAGACACGCCUUUGCACAUUGCAGCAAGGAACAAAUAUGGGCAAAUGGUGAACUUGUUGCUGAAAGUACCUGGGGUGGACAAGCUGGCGCUGAACAAUGAGGAUAAGACACCAUUUGAAAUUGCAAGAAAUGUCACGGAGUACCACGAAUCUUUCAGGACUAUAAGAAGGCUGCGAGGUUCUAGACCGGGGCCUAGACGAUUCAUGUACUGUGCACCAGAAGUGAGUCAUAUAAAGUACAAUAAUGCAAUGUCAACGCUAAACAAAGCCUAUGAAGCGAGACGCGAUGCAGAACUAGUGGUGGCAGCGCUGUUGGCCACCAUGACAUGUGCUGCUCUCUUCACCGUCCCAGGCGGUUUCAAUUCGGAGAGCCCUAGCGAUGUACAGCAUGAUCAAGGGAGCCCUCUUCUUGUAUCCCUCGUUUCAUUUAAGCUCUUCAUUAUUUUCGACUGCAUAGCCUUCUUUCUAUCCCUCUUCGUUUGUACAAUGUGGGAGCUGAGCGCAGACCUUAACACAAAGAACAAGAGGCUGUUCAUGAAUGUCAACGCUAUGGUGGUUUGCCUUAGCUUUGGCUUUAGCGCUUCUGGUUUUAUGUGUGCAGUGUACGCGAUGCUGGCACGUAAGGUUAUGACCUUCUCUUGGGUGGUUUUGGGAAGUCUCAUGUUCAUUUGUUUGUGUAUUGUUCUCGGAUUUAUCCAUCAAACGCUACACUAUAUUGUGACGCAGGCCAGAUUCGAUCGCCUGGUUGGUGUAUCUUGGUUUUUCGAUGAUAUUGUUGAAAAGGUAUGGUUUGCAGCAGAACGCUGUAGGCUUCUCAACCUUUGCGUUUCAGGUGAGGAUGUUUCGGAGGAUUUGAUGACUGGACAUUGGAAGUUCAAAUCACAUAAAGGUGAUGAUAGGUCCAACAACUCCCACUUAUCUUUCUCGUGCUGCUUCAACCAUGUUUAGCUAUCGCUCUAGCCUUCAUUGCUCAAUACCCCCCAUGUCGGGCUGCUAUUUUCCUUAUAGGAAUUAUAUAUUUAUAUAGUUGAUAAUGGCAUAUUGUUAAACUUAGAUGUUAUUGUUGGGUGGUUUGUGUUGGGGAGGAGGCUCCCAAUUUGUAGUUCAUAAAAGUAAUA